Molecule: messenger RNA, 3323 nt
Organism: Python bivittatus (Burmese python)
Lineage: Eukaryota; Metazoa; Chordata; Lepidosauria; Squamata; Pythonidae
Source: RefSeq, a predicted model, not a curated record
UUUCAGCAGAAGAUAACGUGGCCCCUCCUCUGCACUGUAUCUGUGGCAGUGAUCGGAUCCCUCCAGUUUGGGUACAAUACAGGCGUCAUCAAUGCUCCUGAGAAGAUUAUCAGGGGCUUUUUCAAUGACACAUGGAUAAGCCGGACGGGACACCCCAUCUCAGAUAAUCUCCUGACCACACUAUGGUCCCUUUCGGUUUCCAUCUUCUCAGUUGGAGGGAUGAUCGGCUCUUUCUCAGUUGGAUUAUUUGUCAACCGAUUUGGCAGGCGGAAUUCAAUGCUGCUGGUGAACGUUCUGGCCAUUGUGGGUGGCGUCUUGAUGGGCUUGUCCAGGCUGGCCAACGCGGUGGAGAUGAUGAUUAUUGGGCGCUUCGUCAUUGGUGUCUUCUGUGGCCUCUGCACUGGCUUUGUGCCCAUGUAUAUCAGUGAAGUCUCCCCUACUGCCUUGCGUGGGGCUUUUGGCACCCUGCACCAGCUGGGCAUUGUGGUGGGCAUCCUGGUGGCCCAGAUCUUUGGUCUGAAUGUCAUCAUGGGCACCGAAACGCUCUGGCCGCUCUUGCUGGGAUUCACCGUGGUCCCAGCCCUCCUGCAGUGCGUGGCCCUCCCCUUUUGCCCCAAGAGCCCCCGCUUCCUGCUGAUCAACAAGAUGGAGGAAGAGAAGGCUGUCGCAGUGCUCCAGAAGCUGCGCGGCGUCCAGGAUGUGUCCAGCGACAUCCAGGAGAUGAAGGAGGAGAGCGCCAAGAUGUCCCAGGAGAAGAAAGUGACCAUCCUAGAACUCUUCCGCUCCCCCAACUACCGCCAGCCCAUCAUCAUCGCCAUCGCCUUGCAACUCUCGCAGCAGCUCUCAGGCAUCAACGCGGUAUUUUAUUAUUCCACUGAGAUUUUCAGAGAUGCCGGAGUGGAGGAACCGGUUUAUGCCACCAUUGGGGCCGGCGUGGUCAAUACCGUCUUUACUGUGGUGUCGCUCUUCCUUGUGGAGCGGGCAGGACGUCGGACCCUCCAUUUAAUCGGCUUAGGAGGCAUGGCAGGCUGCGCAACCAUCAUGACCAUCGCCUUGGCGCUAAAGAACACAGUGGCUUGGAUGAGCUACAUCAGCAUCAUUGGUACUUUUGCCUUUGUGGCUUUCUUUGAAAUUGGGCCUGGCCCAAUCCCGUGGUUCAUUGUGUCGGAACUCUUCAGCCAGGGUCCUCGUCCCGCAGCUGUGGCUGUGGCUGGUUUCUCCAACUGGGCAUCCAACUUCUUGGUGGGCAUGCUCUUCCUCCCUGCAGAGCGCAUAUUCCGGUCUUUUGUUUUCCUGAUCUUCGUUGCCUUCCUUAUCUUCUUCUUCUUCUUCACCUUCUUCAAAGUCCCUGAGACAAAAGGCAGGACUUUUGAAGACAUCUCCAGUGGCUUUGAAAGGCAAACGGUGAAUGGUGUUACUUCAGCAACUGGCGGAAAGAGCUCAAUGGUGGAAUUAACUAGCGUUCAGCCUACGAAAGAUGCCAGCGUUUAAUACCCCAACCCUUGCUCGUCUCUGAAAGGCACCUUCCCUGUGUAACCGUUGCUGUUUUUUCGUGUUCCUGUGACUUUCUGGUCUUUGCCACGCCUUCUGUGCUGCACUAGGACAAGCGAAAGGCGGCUGUCUUUCCUGCCUCGCUCCUUCCUGCCACGGACCUCUGGGGGACCGAGGCAUGGCUCCGAGCCCCUUGAACCACUACGGGGAGGCUAAACCGCUUACGUGGUUGAUCCCCCUUAGCUUUGAGACCAGUUCCUUGUCUGCCAAGGAGUCGACCGCUACGUCCUCCUGAUGUUUUAUCAUGUUUUCUACAGGGUGGCAAAAAGAGAGUGCAAAACACUGGAAUUUACUUUAAAGCAAGGGAAAGAGACACCUUGCUCAAUGUCAUCAAAUGGGGGUUUUCUUCUGUGUUUGGGAAAUUAAGAUCAGAACUGCCUUUUAUUUACUAGGCUUAAUUUAUUCCUGUGACACUUUGCUUGGAAAUAUUUAUUUUUAUGCAACACUCCUCUCCUCUGUACAUAGGGAAUAGAAAUAAGUGCAAGACAGUCAUUUUAAGAAAGGGUGAUGCAGUGACUGUAGGUUAGUUAUCGCGAUGGGCAGCGGGAUGCCAAAGAGAACCAGGGCAGAGGAUGCCUCUCUCGAGCUGAGAGCGCGCAAGGGGAGGCUCCUGUGCGACUCAGGAUAUUCAACUCGUAUGCUGGAUGCCUGCCAUAAGGACGAUUUGAACAUUGGGAUGUUAAAGGCACCAGCGAUGGAAAUGUCAGCAGAGCGCUGAAGCCUUGCCAGUCUGGUUGAAACCUGCUGGGUGGAGGGGAAGGAGCCUUGGGGUUUGCACCCCCUUCCAUGACACCUUCCUUCUCCCUGACGCUGAUGCAAGGGGAGGGAUCUGGAUUCUCUGCCCAGAGAGACUUGUCUGUGGCAUCGAGGAGGCUCCCGGAUGGUCUCUGAGAGAAUGGCAGAGGCUGUGGCUCGGGUGCCUUCUGGGGCUGCAAGUGGGCAGCCACCAUCAUCGUUCCCACCUGCAGGUUUCGGACUGCAGUGGUCUUUGCAAACACAACUGAAUUCCCAAUGGGCGCAAAGAGGUUUGAGCAGAAUGCAGGGGCAGGACCCCAUUUUGGCGCCAGCCCCAUUUGGGCACCAACUGGGAGGAGCGGGAAGGUGGCCGUGCUGAUCCUGGUCUUCUCCGUGGUCCCCCUGCAUUCAGUUUCUCCCUAAAGUGGGUGAACUUUCCCAUUUAAAUGGCAUGUUGAAAAGGGUGGAAUUUUGAUGGUGCAGUUGCGGCUGCCAUCUUGACUUUUUUGACUCCUCGGACAUCCCUGGUGUAAUCAUUUGUCUUUUAAAGAAGCCUGUAUAGGGUAUUUUAAUUCCCCAGAUGCUUUUGACCUAUUGCUUUUGGUGACUGAUUUAAUUUGCUCCUUUUUAAUACAUUACAUGAAAAACUUCAGAUAUUAUUUACUAAAGUAUAUUUUUGCAAUCAUUUAUUAUUAGAUGAAAGCAAGGGGGAAACUCUGAAGAAUAGGCAGGUAAGAUGAGGGAGCUUAGAAAUAGGGACCAAAUAAAGAAGUAAACCUCUAGUUUUUCCUGAGGUGGUAUGAUCUAUUUAUUUAUUGGAAAGAAUGUAAAUAGUUGAAGUCUAGCUCUACUGUAUAUAUUUAUAUAAUGCAAAGAGAGUUUGCUCAGUGUUCUUUAUAUUGCCAGUGUCUAAGUCUUGGGGUAGUGGAAGAAAUGGGAAUUUCUGGGUGGCAUACGCCUGCCGGGGAGAUCCAAGGUGGGCGGAGGCAGGCGUCCAGAAUCUCCUGCCCUUCAGCCGGCAGCCGGCCAGCCCUGGC